Molecule: messenger RNA, 834 nt
Organism: Naegleria gruberi
Lineage: Eukaryota; Heterolobosea; Eutetramitea; Acrasida; Naegleriidae
Exons: 1
Coding region: 1-834 (277 amino acids)
Source: RefSeq, a predicted model, not a curated record
AUGUACACACACAAGAAUGAUGUAGUUGGUUCUUUGAAUGUUACAGGAGGAGCAGCUUAUCCAUAUUGGGUAGCUCUUUCAACUAAGGGAGUUUUGAACAGUGACGGAUCUGUCAUUAAUCCUGCCUCAUUCUCUGACAAACGAGCUCUCAAUGAAGUCAUUGGCUUGAAUAGAGCUAUUCUUGAGGAAUUAGCAUUGUCAUCCAUUAUUUCCAUAUCCACAAAUACUUAUUAUCCAAGAACUGUCGAGAUGAAAAACAAUGCCUUCAUCAAUACUCCACUCCAGAAACCAACCUUCCAAACCAAUUCUCCAUUAUACUUACUGGCUCGUUAUUGGGAUAUUGAUUACAAUUACAUUAUGCAAGAAAAAGCCAAAAUGUAUAAUUGGCAAUUUAUUGAUUGGUCCUAUGCUAAUCUUGGUUCUCAUAUUAUUAAUGAAAUAGUUGCAUCUAAUUUGACAUACUACUUUAAUAAUGCAACUAACUUGGAUUUUAAACUUCGUUGCAAUCAAAACAUUACAUUGAUUGGUAAGGGUGUAGCACUUGCUAAUAAUGACAUUGCUCCAGAUAUUGGAGCUUUUGAGAGUAAUUGUAAUGCUGUCACUCCAUUGCCAAGCACUACUAAACCAUUGUCAAGCACUAAACCAUUGCAAAGCACUACUAAACCAAGCACUAGCUCAGCACCAACUGGUCAAUCAACAUUGAUUACUCCAACAAGUUCAAGCAGAAAACCAUCAAGCAGUGGUGGACGAGUUAAUAGCUCUAAUAAUUUAAGACCUUCCUCUUCUGCAUGGUGGUUUCUUAUUGUAUUGCUCAUCUUUGUUUUUCAUCAAUAA